AUGGUCGGGCGGGUAAUCCUGGGCCUCUCUGCCUUGAAGAGUCAACAAGACACAGGGCCGGUUGUCCUCCCAUCGACGCCUUCGACCCGUGGUACUACGCGCUAUGGAAUACCUGUUUGGCCGUUGCCCACUCCACCUGGUCUGUGCAUUACGAACGAAGGAAUCCCCGGCCUGAAAAACAACAAACACUACGCACGAUAUUACAUUGGUUUUGCCUACCCUGAGAACCCCUCGGCAAACGCACAACAUCCAGCUGAUCACAGGACUGAGCAUUUCAGCCUAACUACCUCAAUCACGACGUCCGUCAAGGGGCUGCCCAGAAACCGAAGACUCGGUUCCAUGGGAGAGGCUGCCUCUGCCGUACUACCUUUUAUCAGUCAGCAUCGCUCACAAGACACCACAAAAUCCACCAACCCACUUCUCAUCUCGGGCCAGUGGGCUCCGGACCGAAAUAGUUGCCAGUAUCAUGAACGCAUGUCGAUCACCAUUGAAUAUCGGAAAUGCCGGAGGGAAUGGAAGGCCUCUGCAACCAAAGAGACAACCACAACCCAAUUUACGCGCGGCUAUUGGCGUUUUGGCCAAUACCCAUGCCAGAUGCACAAGCUCGCGCACAUUCAGCUGGCCAUUAGCUCUCACCAACUGAUCGUCAAGUGCAAGAUGCACACCCCUGACGAGCUGGUCGGCCAGCAACCGCUCGCGCGACACUCUGUCCAGUUCCGGCAAGGCCCGAUCCGCCGACUGCUGUGUGCUGGCAAAGAACUCCGUCGGGUUUCAUGCAGGUUCCAAGGUUAUUUCUCUGAUGUUGUCCCCGAAGAUGAGGGAGAUGCUGUCUGUCUACUCCUUAUCGACAAGGUUUCUACCAGCAAUAAUUUAAACACCGGGGAGUUGCAGAUUUCCAGCCUCUAUGAUGUUUUCAAAGGGUGGUUUCUAGAGAGCUCACCGCACAUUCUCACAGUCCCAGAGGGUUAUUUCUCUGAUGUUGUCCCCGAAGAUGAGGGAGAUGCUGUCUGUCUACUCCUUAUCGACAAGGUUUCUACCAGCAAUAAUUUAAACACCGGGGAGUUGCAGAUUUCCAGCCUCUAUGAUGUUUUCAAAGGGUGGUUUCUAGAGAGCUCACCGCACAUUCUCACAGUCCCAGAGACCUUAUUCGUAAAAUUGCAGCUUUUUUUGUCUCCUCACCAAUUGGAAGAGUUCCUUGAUGAAGAUUAG
This is a messenger RNA of Opisthorchis viverrini, 1209 nucleotides long. RefSeq lists its product as hypothetical. The transcript is spliced from 10 exons. The coding region runs from base 1 to 1209 and encodes 402 amino acids. The record is from RefSeq and is a predicted model, not a curated record. NCBI's taxonomy places the organism in Eukaryota, Metazoa, Platyhelminthes, Trematoda, Opisthorchiida, Opisthorchiidae.